AUGACCUGGCAAAGGGGAGGAGGAGUGGGCCUUGCUGAGGUUUGCGCGGGUGUUCGAACUGGUGGCAACUCCUUGGCCUCCCACCGGCCUUCUCCCACCGGCCUCCCACCGCUUCUGAGCUUAGAGAGAAAUCCGGGACCCACUUCGAGGCGGAAUUUUGCAAAGGGCACACAACACAGUCUUACUCAGUGGGAUGCCGGCGGCCGGCAAGAGGUUGUUAGUAAUUCUGCGACUUACGACUUGCUCGAACUCGUAUUCCCUUCCUAG
This is a messenger RNA of Penicillium canescens, 267 nucleotides long. RefSeq lists its product as uncharacterized. NCBI's taxonomy places the organism in Eukaryota, Fungi, Ascomycota, Eurotiomycetes, Eurotiales, Aspergillaceae. The record is from RefSeq and is a predicted model, not a curated record. The transcript has a single exon. The coding region runs from base 1 to 267 and encodes 88 amino acids.